Molecule: messenger RNA, 2750 nt
Organism: Nylanderia fulva
Lineage: Eukaryota; Metazoa; Arthropoda; Insecta; Hymenoptera; Formicidae
Gene: Rbp6
Product: RNA-binding protein 6
Biological process (GO): regulation of translation
Cellular component (GO): cytoplasm
Molecular function (GO): mRNA binding
Source: RefSeq, a predicted model, not a curated record
CCUCUCGCAGAGCGCGUCGCACGUCCGAGUACCGGCCGCCGCCCGUCAUCAGUAGUCGCCGUACCGCGCAGCCACGUAACCUCUCACCUUCUCCUUAGUUUUUAGUAGUCGGUAGUGUGAGGAGAGUGCGGAGAAAGAAAGAGAGAGAGAGAGAGAAAGAGAGAGAGAGAGAGCGAGAGAGAGAGAGAGAGAUAGAGAAGGAGAAAGCAAUCGGCGAAGAGACAAGGGAAGAGUAAUAUCGGGAGAGUCAAGAGAGCGAGCGAGAGGUCGACAGCCUUUUUCCCUCGUGUACACUCUAUUAGUCGUCGUCGUCAUCAUCCUCGUACUCGUCCUCCUCGUUGUUAUCGUCGUCAUCCUCACCGCUGCCGCUGUCAUCGUCGUUGUCAUCGUCGUUAUUCGGCGCGACGAGCGCGGGUAUCCUCCGACCCUCAAAACACCCAUUCGCAAAGACACCUCCUUUUUCGCCGUCAAUAAUCGCGCUCCUCAUUCUAGUGCCGCGAUUAUCAACCAACAACUCUCCGUGAUCCGCGGAGUGAACGAAAGAUAAGGUAUAAAUAGAGGCGAGGGAAAGAAAAGCGUGAGGAAAGACGUGAAUCGCGAGGAAGAGAGUUCGGGAAUAACGGGAGCAGCAUCGCAAACCGACCCAAGUUCCGAAAGAAAAAUCUUGUGCGCGUCGUGACACCACCACCUCACGUACGUCACGAGCAUCCUCUCAUCGCGACGACGCUCGCCGCUGCCGUCGGCGACGAGGAAACACCGUUCGCGACUGCGAACAUAACAAACGUCAACAAGCAGCCCCAGCCUAGCACAACAGAAACAGACACUCCGCUCCGGACGGAUAUACGCGAGCGAACCCCGCCGUCGCUUCCACACCGAGAGUCUCGCGACGACGACGACGACGACGAGUAUUCGUGCGCCGCGCGUCGUUAUGGAGUCCCAGAACCAGGAGAUCGUAGCGAGUGGCUCGCCCGCCGAGGUGCCGAACGAUCCAGGGAAAAUGUUCAUCGGCGGCCUGUCUUGGCAGACCAGUCCAGAGAGCCUCAGGGAGUAUUUCACCAAGUAUGGAGACAUCACAGAGGUCAUGGUCAUGAAAGAUCCCACCACGCGACGAUCAAGGGGCUUCGGGUUCAUCACAUUUGCAGACCCCGCAAGCGUAGACAAAGUGCUGGCGCAGGGCAAUCACGAGUUGGACGGCAAGAAAAUCGACCCAAAGGUAGCAUUUCCUAGGAGAACACAUCCAAAGAUGGUGACAAGGACAAAGAAGAUAUUCGUCGGGGGAUUAUCGGCGCCGACGACGUUGGAGGACGUCAAAAACUACUUCGAACAAUUCGGUCCGAUCGAAGAUGCUAUGCUGAUGUUCGACAAGCAAACUAAUAGGCAUAGAGGCUUUGGAUUCGUCACGUUUCAAAGCGAGGAUGUCGUCGACAAAGUCUGCGAGAUCCAUUUCCAUGAAAUCAACAACAAAAUGGUCGAGUGCAAGAAGGCACAACCGAAGGAAGUGAUGCUCCCGGCAAAUCUGGCCAAGACGCGAGCGGCCAGCAGAGGCGCAUACGAUUUUAUGUGGUCUCUGGGAGCAUUACCUGAUGGUUUCCCAGCGGCAGCGUACGCGGCAUACGCGGCGGGCCGCGGCUAUUCUGGGUACCCCAGUUUCGGAUUACCCUACCCGACAGGAAUGCCGGCGGUGUACUACCACGGAACAGGAAGUGAGAAUGCAGGCCGCGCGUAUACGGAGGCGCCGAUGCAACACGUCCAACGCAAUGCACUCCGGAAGAAAUUGGAUCUAACCAAUGGACAGCUCACCCCAAACAACAACACGCCCUUACUUACACAAGCACUUUCUGUGAUGAACAACUACCAGGCGGCCGCAGCGCAGGCCGGAUUCCCGCCGGCGUCGCCGCACGCGGCCGGCGGACACGGUGGCCCGCAGGGCCGGUCUUUCCCGGCGGCCAAUUCGCCGGGCCCGAUUGACAUGUACAGCUCGAGCGCCGCCGCCGCAGCAGCAGCCGCAGCCGCGGAUUCCGCAGUCGCAAGCUACGUCCAGGCCGCAGCUAGCCCGCAGCCCCCCACGACCGCGUUCCCCGCGAUCGCCGUAUCCCGUGCCCCGCUCAACUACAGUCCCGGUCCUCUAAUACCAGCGGCGUUCACUAAUGGCUACCAUUGAGCCUUGUUAAGACCUAAUAACAGAAUGGACGAGACGGCAGAACGCAGCACGGUCGCCUGAUUUAAUAAGCAACAUGGACGACUCGAGGCAGCUAAAUAUAAUAGAUGAUCUCUGGACGAAAAAGAAAAAAUAUACACGUCUACUCCAAAUGACGAUCGAUGAUUGCAAUACAUUCAAAUAUGCAUAAUGUUGAGCAGAAGGAAACGUUCAAGUAGGAUUUAAUCGAUACUUCAAAGUCCAGAUUGUGUAUAAACAGCCGGACAAAAUAUUACGCGAAUAUAUAUAACAACGCAUUAAAAAAGAAUUUAGAGCAUUAGUUCAGUUGGAUGCAACUGUAGAUAGAGGAGAGAAAAUUAUUAAAGUACUGCUAAGGCAAAGGAAGAAUGCUGAAGCAACGAGGAAGACGUCCAGAGAAGAUCGUGGAAAAAAGAUGAGAAGAGCGACAGGAAGAUCGACCGUCGGACGGAAACAGGAGGAAGAAACAACGCGCGCUGCAAUAUAAGGUAACUAUGGCCGAAACUGCGUAUUGACGCCAGCCCGUUCUCCGACACAUUAAUAAAAGAAAUAAUAAAUAUAAUAUAUUAUAAUA